Molecule: messenger RNA, 1782 nt
Organism: Anoplopoma fimbria (sablefish)
Lineage: Eukaryota; Metazoa; Chordata; Actinopteri; Perciformes; Anoplopomatidae
Product: E3 SUMO-protein ligase ZBED1-like
Exons: 4
Coding region: 1-1782 (593 amino acids)
Molecular function (GO): DNA binding
Source: RefSeq, a predicted model, not a curated record
AUGGCUGAUGAGGAGUUAUACGUCCCUAAAGCUUGCAAUAAGUCCAAGGUUUGGCAAAACUUUGGCUUUGCAAAGAAAGAUGGAAAAUUGGAUAAGACCCAUGCAAUAUGCAAAAUAUGUCGUGCUGCCAUAAAGUACACAGGCAGCACGACUAAUUUAGGUACUCACCUGAAGAGGCGACAUGGUGAGACGUCUGCCUCAUCCUCCGAUUCAUCUAUGGCUACAGUGGCUGCCUCAACAAGUACACCUGCGCAAAGUAUUUCCACCUUUUUUCAUGCCCCGCUGGCUACCAACUCAGCUCGAUCAAAGGCAAUAACCGAAGCCAUUGCCUUCUUUAUUUGCAAAGAUAUUCAGCCUUACAGUGUUGUUGAAAACGAGGGCUUCCAAUACCUCCUAAACAUUCUGGAGCCGAGGUACCACAUCCCGAAUAGGAAGCUUUUCACAGAUAAAGAAAUCCCUCUUCUGUAUGAAAAAGUGAGGCAUGAAAUAGCUAAAUCGUUGAGCAAUGCCAAAAGAGUUGCUAUUACAGUUGAUGGUUGGACGUCUCGCGCCACUGACUCCUAUGUCACCGUAACGGCACAUUACAUCGAUGAAGAGUGGGUUUUACAAAACCACGUCCUUCAAACCAGACCGUUCAACGAGGCUCACACAGGGAAUAAUCUGGGACUUUUACUGAAGGACGUUUGUUGCACAUGGAACAUCGCAGACAAGAACCCAGCGUUGGUCACGGACAACGCAAAAAAUAUGUUACUGGCUGGAGUUCGUGCAGAGAUAAACCCCCAUGUGCGAUGCAUCGCGCACACGCUCAAUCUGGCCUCACAAAAAUCCCUGAAGGUGGACAGGGUGUCAGAGCUUCUGGUGAAAGUGAGGAAGAUUACAACUUUUUUUCACAGAAGCCCACAAGCAACUGAGGUUCUACGUGAAAUGCAGGCCCAGUUACACAUGCCAAAUCACAAGCUCAUCCAUGAUGUUCCCACAAGAUGGAACAGUUCACUUGACAUGUUGGAGCGUUUUUGGGAGCAGCAGCCUGCUGUGUUGAACACUCUUCUGUCAAGGAAGAUAAAGAGGGGAGAAGGAUUAGCCAGCCUGACAGAGGAAGACAUGACACUGAUCCCAGAGGUCAUCAAAUUGAUGUCCCCUCUGAAAGUGGCAACAACACUCCUCAGUGAGGAAAAACACCCCACUAUCUCAAUGAUCUCCCCAAUACAGGCCAAACUUCAGAAGCAUUUCCAGCCAGAUGAGAGCGAUCUGCUGGAAAUUUCUGUGAUGAAGGAGCGAUUCCGACAGGAUUUUGAUGGUCGCUACACGUAUCUCCAAGACCUCCUCUACUAUGCUGCAGUGCUCGAUCCACGGUUCAAAGACCUGGCUUUCUUGGAAGACCACGGCACCAAGGACAUGGUAUUCACGAAGCUAACAGCAGAGGUGGUGAUGAUGGAGGAAGAGGCAAGUGACAGUGGCACACUCAAUGAGGGCCAGGCAGAGGUUGACAGAAGCCCAGAGGAAGAGAGAGAUGAUGUCCCCCCCAAGAAGACAGCCUUGAACCAGAUGUUUGGGGAUUUCCUCACUGCGAGAGCACCAAUGAAGACCACAAGGGAGAGGGAGCUGUCCAAGCUAUGUAAAGUGGACCCUUAUCUAGACACCCAUCCUCCCCCGUACAGCCCUCCACUGACAGGACCACCAGCUGCAGACGAGGAGGAAGAAGAAGACAAACCACAAGCCUCAACCUCAGCCUCAGCCCCUAAAGCAGGACCCUCCAGCUUAUCCGCCCGAGGAGUCCUCUAA